AUGUAUCUAGUCUUUCCUCACUCGCGCUCAAUUCACUCCAUCAUUCUCUUGUUACUAAGAUACUUACUCUGGGGGUCAGUCACUUAUUGGUCUGGACCUGUAAGAGAGUCUGUAUUGAACUGUAUUUAUGAUGGUUACUGUAUGUGCUGCUCGAGUCAGAGACGGGAAGGUGUUCCAGCCCACGCAUGGUACACCACGCCUCCGCACGCCCAUCAAUCCUACAGUGAGCCAAUAAGAACUGGAAGCAGCCAUCCUUCUCAGCUCAAAGAACCGAUUCUAGGUCUAUGCGCCGUGCUUUAUGGACCUGUGAAGUGA
Molecule: messenger RNA, 315 nt
Organism: Rasamsonia emersonii CBS 393.64
Lineage: Eukaryota; Fungi; Ascomycota; Eurotiomycetes; Eurotiales; Trichocomaceae
Exons: 4
Coding region: 1-315 (104 amino acids)
Source: RefSeq, a predicted model, not a curated record